AUGAAGUGCAACGGCUCCUUGCUAGUCCUACUUAGCGCAAUACUCAGCGCCACGAACGCUUUGAUACGAAAUGGGAACAAUCCGCAGGCAUUAGUUCCGGACAAUAGUGGUGACCCGAAUGCGGGCCAGAACAAAACGUCCAGUGACAACCAAGACACAUGUGAAAUUCAAAAGAUGGCCGAAGAAAUGAUGGAAAAAAUGAUGAAAGAAAAAGACGUGUUUAGCUCCAUUAUGGAACCUCUCCAGAGCAAAUUAACCGAUGAUCGCCUCUGUUCUAAAAUGAAAUAUACAAAUAUUUGUCUUCACGAAAAGGACAAAACUCCCUUGACCUUCCCAUGCACAAAUCCACAAUACGAACAAUUAAUUCAGCAAUUUACUUAUAAAAAGUUAUGCAACUCCAAGGUGGCCUUCAGCAACGUGUUGCUGAAAUCCUUCAUCGAUAAAAAGAACGAAGAAAACACAUUUAACGCGAUCAUACAGAAUUACAAAGUUUUGUCCACUUGUAUUGAUGAAGAUUUGAAGGACAUUUAUAAUGCAUCCAUAGAGUUAUUUUCCGAUCUUAGAACAUCUGUCAGAGAAAUUACGGAAAAAUUGUGGUCCAAAAAUAUGAUCGAGGUUUUAAAAACAAGAGAGCAAGCGAUUGCAGGUAUUUUAUGUGAGUUAAGAAACGGAAAUAAUUCUACCCUAGUAUCAAAUAGUUUGUCGUAUGAAAAUUUUGGAAUCCUUAAAGUGAAUUAUGAAGGCUUAAUAAACCAGGCGUAUAAAGCCUUUUCAGACUACUAUUCUUACUUUCCCGCGUUUGCCAUUAGACUUUUAGAAAAGGAUGGGUUGGUCGAGCGGUUGGUCGCUAUCCAUGAAAGCUUGACCAACUACAGGACGAGAAAUAUUCUCAAGAAGAUCAAUGAGAAGUCCAAAAAUGAGGUCCUGAAUAAUGAGGAUAUUAUGCACAGCUUGAGCAGUUAUAAGCACCACGCCGGGGGUACUCGUGGCUCCUUCAUGCAGUACAGAGGUGUGGGCCAACUUUCGAAGGGCGGCCUCAGCGUUGACGAGAAGGGUGGCCAGCAGAUUGCCUCCGCGGUGGGCAACCAAAGCGCAAACAUGGUCGCGCCGGCUCCUAAGGAUUCCUCCCCUACAAUGGCUGCUCCUUCCACCGACACUGUUACUAACAACAUGGCUACCACUACAACCGCGCCUGCUACUGCCAACAUGGCUGCUCCUUCCACCAACACUGCUACUGCCAACAUGGCUGCUCCUUCCACCAACACUGCUACUGCCAACAUGGCUGCUCCUUCCACCGACACUGUAACUACCAACAUGGCUACCACUACAACCGUGCCUGCUACUGCCAACACGGCUGCUUCCCCCGACACUAAUACUGAUUCUUCUACUUACCCCCUGUAUGGCACGGAAUCCUCGAAGACAAAGGACGUCGUAGUUCUAGUCAGAGAUCUUCUCAAAGACACAAACAUCAUCAAGUUCGAGAAGAACGAACCGACUAGCCAAAUAGACGAUGAAGGAAUUAAGAAGCUCAUAGAGAGUUCGUUCUUCGACUUGAGCGACAACACCAUGUUAAUGCGAUUGAUCAUAAAGCCGCAGGCUUCCAUCUUAUUCAUUAUCCAGUCCUUCAUUAUGAUGACGCCAUCCCCCACGAGAGACGCCAGAAUGUAUUGCAAGAAAAAACUAGUUAAUGGCCAGUUAAUAGAAAACAACGAUUUAAAGGCUGAGACAGAGGAAGAAGAUAUGAUAAACGAAUUUUCCAGUAAGUACAAUUUAUUCUAUGAAAGGCUUAAGAUGGAGGAGUUGCGCGAAAUUGAACAGGACAGAAAAUCGCUAAAGAAUUCCAAGGGCAACUUGUCUGUGUUGGAGGUGCGCAACUCCCAGAAUGGUCCCGACGGGAAGGAAGUCAACGGAAGCGGAGAUGCCGCAAAUGGAAACAACAUGAAUGGAGGUAACAACGGAAGCGCCUCCUCCCUCAUCGUAGUAGUAAGGGACGAUCUCGCUGAAAAAACUGAUGACAUCAUCAAAAAUAAUGUGGACCUGGAAUCCUUAAAAGCCGACGUGGAACAAGCCUUUAGAAACUUCGAAUACCAAAGUGGAAGUUUCUCGGCAAACUUAUCUCACGCCCUGGUUCUCCUAUCCUCCAUUGCGUUAGUCCUAUUCAUUUGUUAA
Molecule: messenger RNA, 2169 nt
Organism: Plasmodium knowlesi strain H
Lineage: Eukaryota; Apicomplexa; Aconoidasida; Haemosporida; Plasmodiidae
Product: GPI-anchored micronemal antigen, putative
Exons: 1
Coding region: 1-2169 (722 amino acids)
Source: RefSeq, a predicted model, not a curated record